Quercus lobata is the source of this 716-nucleotide messenger RNA. RefSeq names its product Ubiquitin-like superfamily protein (gene ATG8F). The record is from RefSeq and is a predicted model, not a curated record. The coding region runs from base 139 to 507 and encodes 122 amino acids. Lineage: Eukaryota; Viridiplantae; Streptophyta; Magnoliopsida; Fagales; Fagaceae. The transcript has 6 exons.
AAUAGUUGAAACACAAAGCAAAAGCCGUAUAUGUUUCAAUUUGCUUAACCAAACAAAACCCACGAGCUUCAUUCAGUUCUGAUCGGAAAAAGGAAAACCUUUUUCUUUUUCGGUUCAUCUUCAAGAGUUUCAGGAGACAUGGCAAAGAGUUACUUCAAGCAAGAGCAUGAUCUUGAGAAGAGACGCGCGGAGGCCGCUAGGAUUAGGGAGAAAUACCCAGAUAGGAUUCCGGUUAUUGUGGAGAGGGCAGAGAGAAGUGACAUCCCAAGCAUUGAUAAGAAAAAGUACCUUGUUCCAGCUGAUCUGACAGUGGGACAAUUUGUCUAUGUGAUCCGCAAAAGGAUUAAACUGAGUGCAGAAAAGGCAAUAUUUAUAUUUGUAGACAAUGUCCUUCCACCAACAGGCGCAAUCAUGUCUGCUAUAUAUGAGGAGAAGAAGGAUGAAGAUGGGUUUCUCUAUGUUACUUACAGCGGCGAAAACACAUUUGGGCUUCAGAUUCCACUGUAGUUGUUGAUUUCAUAAAAUGUUCUUUCUUUAAAGUUUCACCAUAUCUAAUUUCCUUGGUGCAUCUUAUUUUCCUCGCUCAGGAUGAUUUCAUUAUUGUGCCUAUAUAAGGGUAUAUAUAUGUACAGGAUAAAACUAAGAACCAGUUUGAAUUUUAAAAUCUUCUGCUUCUCACUUUCAAUAAUCAUGCUCUUUGAUCCCUGUUUACCUUA